ACCUAUCUCAUGCCCGCCGUGAAUUGAACAAGCAAUAUUCGCUUCCCAAGCUCUGUAUAUAUACACCCAUACUUGUCUCGCUGCAAGCUUGGCUGCUUCGAAUCUGUGUCAUCACACCGUCCACCCAAUCGCACGUGACAGUCCGACGCAGACACUACAGACAUCCGCACAUCAUCAUGGCAACCACCAACCUCCCCAAGAACGCACACGUGUCCACCCAUCCUUGUCUUCAGGCAAAACUCUCCCAGCUACGGUCAGCAAGCACGGGUUCCCGGGAUGCACAGACGCUGGUUCAUGAGAUCGCCCUCAUGGUGGGCUAUGAAGCCCUCGCCUCAGGAUUGAAAUCACAGCAGGGAAGCACAGACAAGUCGCCCUUGGGGUAUGAGUACAUAACGAGCACCACCUCACCCGCCCCUUCUGCCAUAUCGCUCGUGCCUAUUCUGCGCUCUGGUCUCUCCAUGGUCCCUGCGCUCUCAUCCCUCCUCCCUACCCCAGUCCCCAUCCACCACCUGGGUCUCUACCGCGAGAAGACGACCCUGCAACCAGUCGAGUACUACAACAAUCUACCGUACCACACCCCGCACACGUCUGGCGCCACCAAGCCCCAGCCCGAGCUGGCCAUCAUCGUCGAUCCCAUCAUAGCGACCGGUGCGACAGCUUGUGCGGCUAUUGAUACGCUCAAGGACUGGGGUGUUAAGAAGAUCAUUGUCUGCAGUAUUCUGGCUACUGAAGAGGGGCUUCAAAAGGCCUGUAGUGAGUGGGAGGAGGGCGUUGAGGUGUGGGUUGGUGCGUGCGAUAAGGGUGUUGAUGACAAAGGAAUGAUCAAGCCGGGACUAGGCGAUAUUGGAGACAGGCUAUUCUUGACACUGGGAAAAUAAGUCCAUAGCAAGCCAUGGGAAUUCAUGUGCAAAGUGGU
Bipolaris maydis ATCC 48331 is the source of this 916-nucleotide messenger RNA. Its product is annotated as uracil phosphoribosyltransferase-domain-containing protein. The record is from RefSeq and is a predicted model, not a curated record. NCBI's taxonomy places the organism in Eukaryota, Fungi, Ascomycota, Dothideomycetes, Pleosporales, Pleosporaceae.